Messenger RNA from Brassica napus (rape), 2506 nucleotides. RefSeq names its product F-box protein At3g28330-like. Gene Ontology annotation, molecular function: protein binding. The coding region runs from base 369 to 1631 and encodes 420 amino acids. The record is from RefSeq and is a predicted model, not a curated record. NCBI's taxonomy places the organism in Eukaryota, Viridiplantae, Streptophyta, Magnoliopsida, Brassicales, Brassicaceae. The transcript has a single exon.
AUACUAUUGGUUGGUGAACCUAUAGGUUCACCCUAGGGGGUGAACCCAAGAAUUACUCUUUGUUUUAUUAGCAGCUCACAAGUGGUAGACCCCUUAUAUCUGAAGCCCAUUACAUAGAUUUAUAACUUUGUACAAGUUAAAUAAAUCUUAUUCAUAUACACACAAACAAAACCCAAGACCGGUCCUCGGCAAAGCCUAACGAAACAUUAGUAUUAGGCCUCCAAAAUGUUUUAAAAAAAUUACAUAGAAAAAAACUCCCAAAAUUAAUUUUUUAAGCUCCCAAAUCUACCAAAAAAAAUUUAAGCUGAAAUUUUUUAAAAUCCGCCGACAGCUCCCUAAAUUUUAGGACCGGCUCUGACAAAACCCUAAUGCCAUUGAUGGAGAAACCAGACAAUAGGGAGAUGGAUUUGCUCACAGAUGGAUUACCACCAAUCCCUAUCCUAUUGACGAAGAUACCAAAGAUCAGUGGAACGGAAUCGCUGCUAGAGGAUCUGUAUGCGAUUAUACUAGCCAAGUUACCACUAACGAGCAUAAUCACUUUCAAACGGGUUUGCAAGCAAUGGAAAUCACUCGUUGAGUCUCCUUUUUGCCGCGAUCUUUAUCUGUCUAUGCACCAAAACUCGUAUUAUUCUUCUUGGUCGUUCAUGUGUAGAGGUUACGAGACAGAAACCAUGGCUCACUACGGAUCCGAUAACUGGUGUCUUACCCGUUCUCUCGGUUCUUACAUCUCGUCUUUUCUAGCCGAAAAGUUCGAGAACCGAGAAGGUAGAGUCGUGGCUUACACCGAUGUUGGAUUGAUAUUGAUUUACGUAGUCACGAACCAAUCUUUCUACGUGGCUAAUCCUGUCUCAAGGCAAUGCGUAGAGAUCCUGCCUCAUAAUCAUGCAAUGGAACGUUUUUGGAUAUUGGGGAUUGUGACUCGAACUGAGGACGAAGUCGUUUUGGGUUACAAAGUUGUUUUGUUAGAGAAGAAGAAGAACUUUACUAGUUUCUUGAUAUAUUCAUCUGAGACCGGCUCGUGGAGUCUUGAAACUGUUAGUUUUCCUUUCACUUUCAUCGCUCAGGAAUUUAACAAUCCCAUUAGCCUGAACGGAAAGCUUCACUGGCUCGCUCACAAUCCGGAGUAUAAAGAUUUUCUUGUAUCCUUCGAUUUCUACCCUAGUGGAGACAAGGGUUCUGAUCGAUGUCGUGUUACACCUUUCCCUGACUUAGACAAAACAACUAAAUUCAAAAGAGCUUGCACAACUUGUCAAGGGUUUCUCAUGUAUAUUAACAUAGUCUCUGUAGCCGAAGUUGAUAAGCUGUGUGUAUGGAGGCUAAAGAGCGAAGGAUGGCAACUAGUAUCUGAAAUCUCUACUGAUAUUGUAACGGCUGGUUUUGAUUAUAUUCCGUUGGGGAUGAAUCCUUUUGAUGAUAAACUAGUGUACUUUUGGAGGGGAAACAUGGAGGGCCAAGAUUUGUUGUCUAUUAACUUACACAUUGGGGAGUUUAUGGUCCACGAAGAGUUGGAACGUAGCAGCGACGGUCGCGUUCUGAGUUCCGUUGGUGGUCCGAGAGAGAUAGAAUACAUAAAGGAAACAUUUUAUUCCUCGUUCGUUCUCCCGAGGUGGCUGCAUCCUUUCCCGAACUAGGUGCGAGUUUAAAAUAAAAAUAAAAAAAUAAUAAUAUAUAUUAUGCAAAACUUAACCUGUUUCUUUCUCUUCUUGAUAAUUACUGUUGUUUCCUUAUGCAAGAUGAAGAAGUUGUCGGAUGGUGUUUGCUAGAAAACUCUUAUCAAUGAAUCUUGUAACUUAUUUUACUGGCAAAUUAUACCCAACUGGGGAAGUUGUAAGAGAAAACUUUCAUUUGGAUCGCUAUUUUUAAAGUAUUUUUCAAGAGAGACCUUUAGAAGUAGGGUUAAUUUGCUGAAUAACUAUAUUGGAAAAAAUAUUAGUUUUGUAGUAAGAGGAUAGAGAGGGGGUGCUAUGGUUUGUUGGUGAAAUAUAGUUUUUUUCAGUUAUCAAAUUUCCCUUAGAAGUAUCAUUUAAGAUUAUCAACGGCAUAAACUUCUGGAUUCCCCCAACUUUUUGCUCGUUCCUACCAGUGUUCAGCAGUCAAUAAAAUUUGAUAAGUUGAUGAUUUGUUAAAAAAAUCAAAUAAGAGAAAGAAAACCUUCGUAUCUAUAUCUAGGAAAAAACACUUGCAUAGGUCAACAUUUCUCUGACUGAAUAAAAUAAAUAGCUUAGUAUUAUCGCUAUCAGUGCACUGAAGAAAUUUAGAGAAACAAGGAGUGAAUAAACGGAGGAAUAAGAUCACGAUAUUUUGGUUAAGAAAAGAUGUUGUACACUCUUGAAACCCAAAAUAUUAUGGCUGCAACUGGAAUGCUGCCAUUUAGCGAAAUAAAAUUGUUUGGAAUGCUUCUGAUUCCAUAGAAUUCCUUAAAAUAUUCAUGAGUUACAAUGAAAUGUUGUUUAUAACAAUUUCACUUAUACUAUUUUGGAAUUAAACAGAAAAAAAUAUUUUUAAA